This is a messenger RNA of Paramuricea clavata, 1596 nucleotides long. Lineage: Eukaryota; Metazoa; Cnidaria; Anthozoa; Malacalcyonacea; Plexauridae. The record is from the annotation of a GenBank genome assembly.
GCGUGCAGCCCUGGAGUCGGCUCACCGAGGUUGGGGUGAAUCAGUGAUCAUCGGUGUGGCCCCUAGUGGUGCAGAGGUUUCUACCCGACCUUUCCAGAUGGUCACUGGAAGAGUUUGGAAAGGAAGCGCUUUUGGAGGUUGGUUCGAAGAAAGAUUUUAUAUCAACACUCACGAUAUAUAUGCACUUGUAUAGUAGACAGUGAAAUGGCUAUUGGUGCAUUGCCAGUCGUCGAAAUCGUCUAUAAAAUGUGUUAAAACUCUCAAUUUGCAAAGUUCCACUCCUAUCAAAUUUUUAUUAUGACUUCACCGAGCCGAGGGCUAGGCUCGGCUCGGUGAAGCAUAGGCAUGCCAUGAUUCGUCGUCAAAAUGCACUUGCCCAUCCUCGUGUGCAUUUAUUUCCAGGCUGGAAAAGUCGUGAUGGUGUUCCUAAGCUAGUGGAUGAGUACAUGGCAGGCAAAUUGAAAGUUGAUGAAUUUAUCACAUCCAACAUGACACUGGAGAAAAUUAAUGAUGCCUUUGAACUAAUGCACCAUCCUGUUGGCAAUAAGUAAGUUCUAAAAGUUCUCCCUCACAGAUAAUCCAAGGAAUUGGUAGGCUUCUGUUAAUGUAAUCUUGAACUGUCCCCAAACCCCCUAGUAGAUUUAUAGGUAUGGAAAAAACCACCCUGGGUUUCCCCACCCUACAUAGCUUUUGGCCACUGCCAAAUAACGACCCUAAUCUUUUUAUAAUGUCAGUGAAUUUCAGUUCCCUCCUGUAGUAACACAGGACCAAGUUGUAUGGUACAAUGCAUAAUAAUUGUUUUUCUCCCUAGUUUACGAACUGUGAUCAAAUUUUGAGAGCUCCAAAUAUUUGUAAGUAAAUGUUUAUUAUUGAAAAAACAUAUUCUAUAUAGUAAACCAUGCCGUUAUCUUAAAGGUUGAGGCGUUCAAGUCAAAAUUAAUAUUUCUCAUUCGUUGUAGUUCCAAUGUGUGUCGUCUACGUAAAGUUUAAAAAUAAACAACUGAACUUGUAUGAUGUGGAAUGUUUCGUAUGGGUUGCAAUAUCUUGUUGUAAGGCAUAAAAAUGUAUUUCUUCAUUAUAAAUAUGUUCAUUAUGAGCAUGUUUUUCGUAGUGUACAGGCAAGAAAAUUGUGGUAACCUAAUUAGCAGGGAAGGAUUUACUUGUGGUCGCAGGGGUUGUGUCCCCUCCCCCUUAGCUUUAUAGCAAAGAAGAUGCAGGACCCCGCCUGGAAACCUUAUUUUUCAAAUAUUUUCUGACAAGUGAUGAUGGCCCCCUACCAAAAUAUAAAACUAAGCAAACAUAAUCUAUCAUAUCUAUUCCAUAUUCUUAGACGCCAAAGUUUUAAACGGGUUUUCCUUUAUUCCACUCCAUUUUGUUCUUUCUCCGGUUUUUAUAAUUUUCAGGUUUUUGUCAAAGAAUGAGUAAAUUUUACAAUAAGCUUUAUGUAUAAUUCACUCUAUGUAAUAUUUGAACUCUGUGUUUCGAAGUAAGGUGCUCCAUCAGCAUCCAGUCUCCUCGUCAGAAUAUCACAUCCAGUGUCAGUGACCAGCAGUGUCUGUUCAAACUGAGCUGAACGCUUACCAUCCUAUUUAAGAA